ACGACUUCGUGGGCACGUCUUUUCUCUAUGGGCAACGCGAGGGGCGGCACCAUGGACGGACGACGUCCAAGAUGAAGUCUCGAGACGACAUCAACUUGGAUCUCUCGCUCGCCAUGUCUCGUUCCGUUGGGCGCGAACACACCCGUUCCGUCGUCUCCUCCCCCCUUUGUCGACGAACUAAUGGCGUUGGACUCCGCGAAGAGAUCACUGGAGGCGGCGGCCGAAGAGAUCCUCCCGACCCCCGCCCUCGACGCCCUCCCUUCCAAGUUCUACGACGCCUUCAUCCUCCGCGGCCUCCGCGUCGACCUCGUCGAGCCCGGCCACCUUCUAUGCUCCAUGACCGUUCCUCCACGUCUCCUCAACACGGGAAACUUCCUGCACGGCGGCGCCACCGCGUCCCUGGUGGAUCUGGUCGGCUCCGCUGCCUUCUAUACUGCCGGAGCUCGGUCGAGGGGUGUGCCUAUGGAGAUCGGAAUCUCCUACUUGGAUGCCGCCUUUGCCAACGAAGAAAUUGAGAUCGAGGCCAAGAUUUUGCGAGCUGGGAAGGCCAUUGGGGUAGUCAAUGUAGAGCUUCGAAAGAAGAAGACAAGAAAGAUCGUGGCAAAUGCACGUUAUACCAAGUAUCUUGCUCCAUCAAGUAAUUUAUGAGAUUCCAAAGAUUGUGAAUCUUCAAACCUGUGAAGGGUUGACAUUUAAGUCUACCAAGACAGAGGCUAUGAGAUUAUAUAUAUAUAUAUAUAUAUAUAUAUAUAUAUAUUGAUAAUAGUCUUAGUAAGAGAAUUAGAAAGAUCAUUUUUAUUAAAAUGGAUUGAUUUUCAUGAAUAUUAUAUAAAUAAUAGUGGUGUACUAUUAUCCUAUAAGAAAUGUACUUUAAGAAUAUUGUCCAUUCGAUGGCGUUGGUUCCCUAAGCUUAGUACAUACUUGAGUUUCAUAGUUAUUUUUAUUUCCUAUAUGAAUGGUGGAGUACCGUAAAAUAAUACGAAAGAAAAGAAAAGAGAAAGUGACUUGUGAAAUGUGAUAUGAUUCUUGUUAUGGUUAUGUAAUAUGCAUUAAAUAUGUUAUGCUCUU
Molecule: messenger RNA, 1068 nt
Organism: Musa acuminata AAA Group (dessert banana)
Lineage: Eukaryota; Viridiplantae; Streptophyta; Magnoliopsida; Zingiberales; Musaceae
Exons: 5
Coding region: 181-648 (155 amino acids)
Molecular function (GO): fatty acyl-CoA hydrolase activity
Source: RefSeq, a predicted model, not a curated record